Messenger RNA from Mercenaria mercenaria, 3369 nucleotides. Its product is annotated as protein toll-like. Gene Ontology annotation, molecular function: protein binding. The transcript has a single exon. Bases 1 to 3369 code for a protein of 1122 amino acids. NCBI's taxonomy places the organism in Eukaryota, Metazoa, Mollusca, Bivalvia, Venerida, Veneridae. Gene Ontology annotation, biological process: signal transduction. The record is from RefSeq and is a predicted model, not a curated record.
AUGAUCUUAGUUAUUAUUGGAGCGAUACUUGGUCUAGCUAUUGGACAGGAGAAUAGGAAACCGUGCAUGUACAAGGUGAUUGGGUCGGAUACAUCCAUUAGAUAUAAUAGCUCAUUGGAUGGAGAAAUAACAUACUUGCUUGCAGAAAAUCAGUCUGGAUGUGAAAUUGAUCUGAGUGGAUUAUACACGAAUCUGAGCACUUUAUACAAUUCAAGCUUUAGGCACAAUAGAAAGGAAUUGUUCAUCAGUUUAAGAAUAUUCUGUUAUGAAGAUGCAGUGGGAAACGAUAUUCACUUGAACUCUUCAUUGGAACAAAACAAAAAUCACAAAGUUAAAGUAGCAGUACAAAUAGUGUUACGAAGUUGUUCACUGUUUGUAAAUGAGUUACACAUCUUGAAGAACCAUGGAAGAAUAUGGUCCAUACUUCAGACAAAUUCUUCAAUAAUACAUCCAGAAUCCGACUGCUCUAGUCUUGCUCAAUUACAAAUUCUUUCAUCCCGUCUUCCAUGUGAUACAAACAGCAGAUCUUCUGCUAUCAGGGCAGCAAGAUUUUUUUGGGAAUUCUGUAGCAAACCGUUUGAAACAGUUUUCAAUCUAAAGCUAGAAGGUUGUUUCCAUGAACAAUAUGAAAUUAAACAAGAUUUACUACAACACACAUUUCCAAAACUUCAAACAUUAAAUUUGAAAUACGUUAACUUGACAAAAUCUUUUGUGACAUAUCCAUGGACAAAUGUAUAUAUUGAUACACCAGAAGGCAAGUAUAUAUCAUACCUGUCUUCAAAUUAUGAAAGUGUUGUAAAGAAUGCAUCGUCAUUCCCAAGAGAAAUAACAAUACGUAGUAGCGAUGUAAACAUCAGCAACGUGAAAUUCAUUGGAGAUAUAUCUAUAAUUACGUUAAACAGUAUCCAUUUGAAAAGUCUGAAUGACAAUACAUUCAGAAAUGUUAGUGGUUUAACGCGACUGGACCUAUCUUACAAUGACCUGGAGAUGAUAGAUCUAAACGUGUUCCAAAUGUUAACAAAACUGAAGUAUUUGUAUUUGAGAAUGAACAAACUGACAGUCUUACUCCCCGAUGUGUUUAACUGGCUACAUAAUCUGCUUCUCCUUGAUUUGUCUAACAACAAAAUUAAAAUCUUAAAUCAAGGUCAAUUUAAACACCUAACAAAAUUAGAAGAGGUAAAUCUUGAAAAUAAUGAAAUCACAGAAUUACCAGACGAUUUUUUAAAAGGUCAAAUUCAUUCUAUAAGGACACUAAAGUUAUCGUGGAAUCCUCUUGAAAAGAUUCCAGUUUACCCUCUGUAUGCCGACGGAGUUGCUCAGAUAUUUGUUAGUCAUUGUAGAAUAAAUUCAAGUAGUUUUCAAGCAUUUAUAGACAGUCUAAGUCACAACGACCUUACUGCAGCUUACGUAAGCAAUGCAGUACGACGAUCUGGAUCUGACUUUUCACCUGACAAUAAAUAUUUCCUACGAAGGGCCAUUCUCGACCUAUCUUUCAAUCAAAUAGGAACUAUUGAAAAUGCUGUGACGAGUGAAUCACUGAUGUUUAAAUUUCAAGAUUUAAUCAAAGCUUUUUAUGUAAGCCUUACCGGAAAUCCAAUAGACUGCACAUGUAUGCCAAAUAUUCCACAACUGAUUUCAGAGAUAAAUAAAGAUUCAGUGACGGGUAUAAAGUGGAUAUGUGUGUACCCUUUGGAAUUGAAAGGGAGACUUGUUUCGAGUAUAUCAACAGACGAGACUUACUGUCCAAUUUUAAUUGAAAACUGCCCAGACUGUUGCUCUUGUUUUGCGCGUGAAACCAGACAAACUGCAAAUGGACACAAUAAUUAUAGCAGCACAAUCAUUGUCGACUGCAGAAAUUUAAACAUUACACAUUUGCCUGAAAAAAUGCCAACUGGGAAACUAGAACUUUGGUUUCAAAACACAAGUCUAACACAGUUAACUGCUAGGGACUACUUCAGAAAUACAACGGUACUUGAUGCCUCACACAACAGAAUAAACGUAAUUACACCAACUGCAGCAAUUGCACUGACAAAUUUAACAUCUUUAAAAUUAGACCAUAAUAACUUAACAAGUUUUCCUGUUCAAAUAAUGUCAACCAAUAUUAGAAUGCUAACACUUGCAAACAACCCUUUUCUCUGUGACUGUCGCAUCCGCUGGAUGAAAACGUGGCUCCUCAAAAGAACGAGCCCAGUUACAGACUGGAAUGCAAUUGAAUGUUCUUAUAAUACAAGCAAAGUAAACCAAAUGGUAUCUGUGUCGGAAUCAUUUUUUGUUUGUCAUUCCCAGUCUACAACGAGUAUUUCCGAACAUAUAAUUUUUCCAUCAGUUGUAACAGGUUGUACUUUAUUUGUUUUAGUUUCAAUAUCUCUGCUGAUAUAUUUCCAAAGAUUCACAAUUAAAGUGUUACUCUUUAUGCACUUUGGGAUUCAUUCAUUUGAUAAACAAAAACACGAUGAUGCAAAUAUGGAAUAUGAUGCUUUUGUGCUUUAUUCACACAAUGACGAUGCUUUUGUGCAAAAGAAUAUAGUCAAAGGUCUAGUCAUCAAAGGGUAUACUGUUUUGAACCUGUAUGAAGAUCUUGUUGUUGGCUUCACAUUUCUGAACAACAUUGAACAAUUAAUUAACAAAUCAAGAAAAAUCAUAUUCUCAGUGACGGAAGACACGUUUAACGAUGAUCUGCUGAUGUCAGCAUGGAAUAUAGCUUACGAAACAGCUAUUAACAAUUAUUCAAACUCUAUCAUUUUGAUAGUGGAUAGCGAAAUAGUGCAUAAAUGCCAAGACAUAAAUCUUAGAAAAUAUAUAAAGACUGGCAAAUUCAUCAAAAGGAAAUCUAAAAUUCUGCAAUCGAGCGUUUUGUAUCUUAUGCCAAAGCAGACUAGUAACAAGAAUGGAGAAGAUGAAAACAUCGAAGAAAUAAGUAUACCAAUGAUUGAGGAUAGAAGUGACUCGGAUAUUGAUUUUAAAAACAAUUUAGUGUAUAUUACAUAUCCAGAUGAACUAGACAAUGAAAUAAGAAAAAAACUUAUUCCUGACUUACAAGUAAAUAAUAUAGAUAUAAGAAUUUUUGAAAAUGAGUUUGCCCCUGGUACAGACAUUCGUGAUGAAAUUCAGGAAAAGCUGGAUCAAUCAAGACAUUUUAUAUUCAUUCUUUCAAAUGAAAAUCUCCUAGACGAGGUUAAAAUGUUCAUUCUAUCGACUGUAAUUUCGAAAUCUGUGCUAUGUAAAGACAAUUAUCUAUUGUUAUUAACAUCUGAAAAUAUCAUUGCUUCUUACUUAUCUAAUGAAAUCGAAAAUUACUUAAACAAAUAUGUUACAGCAAGUAUGGCUGACCCAAAAUUCGAAACACGUUUAUUGAAAGCCCUAAAAUAA